This is a messenger RNA of Lutra lutra (Eurasian river otter), 2897 nucleotides long. RefSeq names its product atlastin GTPase 2 (gene ATL2). Bases 47 to 1798 code for a protein of 583 amino acids. The transcript has 13 exons. The record is from RefSeq and is a predicted model, not a curated record. Gene Ontology annotation, molecular function: GTPase activity; GTP binding. Gene Ontology annotation, biological process: protein homooligomerization; endoplasmic reticulum organization. NCBI's taxonomy places the organism in Eukaryota, Metazoa, Chordata, Mammalia, Carnivora, Mustelidae.
GGCGGCGUUUGACGUCAGUGGGGAGUUAAUUUUAAAUCGGUACAAGAUGGCGGAGGGGGACGAGGCAGCGCGGAGGCAGCAGCCGCACCAGGGGCUGCGGCGGCGGCGGGGGACCAGCGACCCAAGCACCGGGGUUAACCACGUCUCGUCCACGACCUUCCUAGGUGAGAAUUAUGAAGAUGAUGACCUAGUAAACUCUGAUGAGGUUAUGAAGAAACCAUGUCCAGUGCAGAUUGUUCUUGCUCAUGAAGAUGACCAUAACUUUGAGCUCGAUGAAGAAGCUUUGGAGCAGAUAUUGCUACAGGAGCACAUACGAGAUCUUAACAUAGUAGUGGUAUCCGUGGCAGGAGCUUUUCGUAAAGGGAAAUCAUUUCUACUGGACUUCAUGCUUAGAUAUAUGUAUAACAAGGAUUCCCAAAGUUGGAUUGGUGGAAACAAUGAACCAUUGACUGGCUUUACAUGGCGAGGUGGUUGUGAGAGAGAAACAACAGGCAUACAAGUUUGGAAUGAAGUAUUUGUGAUCGACAGACCUAAUGGAACAAAAGUGGCUGUGCUGCUAAUGGAUACCCAGGGUGCCUUUGAUAGCCAGUCAACUAUCAAAGACUGUGCAACGGUGUUCGCUUUGAGCACCAUGACUAGCUCUGUCCAGGUAUAUAAUCUGUCUCAGAACAUUCAAGAAGAUGAUCUUCAACACUUGCAAUUAUUUACAGAGUACGGCAGACUUGCAAUGGAGGAAAUCUACCAGAAACCAUUUCAGACAUUAAUGUUUUUAAUUCGGGAUUGGAGUUAUCCUUAUGAACAUUCAUAUGGUUUGGAAGGUGGAAAACAAUUCCUUGAAAAGAGAUUGCAGGUAAAGCAAAAUCAACAUGAAGAGCUACAGAAUGUAAGGAAGCACAUUCACAAUUGUUUCUCAAAUCUUGGUUGCUUCCUUUUGCCACAUCCUGGUCUUAAAGUUGCAACUAAUCCUAGUUUUGAUGGGAGAUUGAAAGAUAUUGAUGAAGACUUUAAACGAGAGCUUCGAAAUCUGGUUCCAUUGCUGCUUGCCCCUGAGAAUUUGGUAGAAAAAGAGAUAAGUGGAUCUAAAGUCACUUGUAGAGAUCUUGUAGAAUACUUUAAGGCUUACAUUAAAAUUUAUCAAGGAGAGGAACUUCCACAUCCAAAGUCCAUGCUUCAGGCAACAGCUGAAGCUAAUAAUCUUGCUGCAGUAGCAGGAGCAAGAGAGAUCUAUUGCAAAAGUAUGGAGCAGGUAUGUGGUGGGGACAAGCCUUACAUUGCACCUUCAGAUCUGGAGCGAAAACACCUGGAUCUCAAGGAAGUGGCGAUUAAACAGUUUCGUUCAGUGAAGAAAAUGGGUGGAGAUGAAUUCUGCCAUCGUUAUCAGGACCAGCUUGAAGCUGAAAUUGAAGAAACCUAUGCAAAUUUUAUAAAGCACAAUGAUGGCAAAAAUAUCUUCUAUGCUGCUCGUACUCCUGCCACACUGUUUGCAGUCAUGUUUGCUAUGUAUAUAAUCUCAGGACUGACUGGCUUCAUUGGCCUAAACUCUAUAGCCGUCUUGUGUAACCUUGUCAUGGGGUUAGCACUGACAUCUCUUUGUACUUGGGCAUAUGUAAAAUACUCUGGGGAGUUCAGAGAAAUUGGAACAAUGAUUGAUCAGAUUGCUGAAACACUAUGGGAACAGGUAUUGAAGCCCCUGGGUGAUAAUUUGAUGGAGGAAAACAUAAGGCAGUCUGUAACAAACUCUAUCAAAGCAGGCCUGACUGACCAGGUGUCUCAUCAUGCCAGAUUAAAGACAGACUGACAGUUCAUCUCCUCAUGGACUCCACUCUCCCUCUUUUUCAUGCUUGCUGUACAAUGAGAACUCAAAUAAAAAUAAACCAAAGUUUACAAUCAACUGUAGAAGUAGUUUAGUAUAACUGGCUUCACAGAUGGCUGCCACAGAGUGUGAAAAUUGUUUGUUGGUUUUAAGCAUUCUGUUCUUGGCUCCUAAGACACGGAGAUUGGCUGAGGAGCGUUAGUUUAUCAUGCACAUUUGUGCCAUGUUUCUUUUAUUUUUUUUCUUCCUUUUAAUCUAAUGUUAGUGAAAUUUGUCUUGUGUAAAAGGAUAUUUCAGGGAAAUAUUUUAAGAAAUCUAUUUAGAGUCUAACACCAGUAUCCCAUUGAAAUUUUAAUUUUAGUGAAGUUAUGAAUCACUGUAUCAAGAAUCAGAUCAGAAUGACAAUGAAGCCUUUCUUGAGCCACUACAUUAAAAGUAUAUAUUGCUUUAUUGCCUUCAAUACCAGUAUUACAUAAGUGCAUGUAUCAGAAAUUUCACAGAAAUUACAUGACAACUCUUGUAGCUAAGAAAGUGAUUCUGAGGUGUACAUUUGUCUUGCCUUUUUAAAUUUAUAAACCUGCCCUAAAAGGAGAUGCAUAUCUGGGAAACUGAACUGUCUUUAUGCAGUUUAGCCUUCAUGUACAUAAAAUAUGCCAUUAAUUUUAUUGGGGGAGAAAUUCCAUCCAAAAAUGUUGCCUACAGCUAUGAGUUAAGAGUGUCUGUACAGUGUGUAGCUUUUAUUUUCUAAAAUCACAGAUAGGGCAUGUAUAUGAAUUAUAAAUAUAUAAAUACGAUUUUGUAUUAAAAGUUUUGUAGUUUAUGGCAAAAUCUGGUUCUGUGGUAGGCUAAGUACAGUCCCUGUGAAGGAAUGUUUGUGGCUCAUGUCAGUGUGUGAAUGCAUAGACAAUUUGAAGUUUUUGAUAUAUUUGUGAUAUUUAUCUUCCUUGAGCACUGCAAUCUCACCCUCACCCCCAAGGGAAUUCAGUGGGAAUGUUUAUCGUGACUUUGUCCUCUGUUGCAUUUUAAAGUUAUUUCCUGUAAUUUAUUUUCAGUACAUAAUUAAAAAUUUGUUGUAUAUAUAAAA